Messenger RNA from Caenorhabditis briggsae, 1572 nucleotides. RefSeq names its product Protein CBR-SPE-39 (gene Cbr-spe-39). Gene Ontology annotation, biological process: intracellular protein transport; vacuolar transport. Lineage: Eukaryota; Metazoa; Nematoda; Chromadorea; Rhabditida; Rhabditidae. Gene Ontology annotation, cellular component: cytoplasm. The coding region runs from base 1 to 1572 and encodes 523 amino acids. The transcript has 9 exons. The record is from RefSeq and is a predicted model, not a curated record.
AUGGCUUUGCGACGAAAAUUCACGUUCGAGCUUCCAGAAGAUAGUUACUGGAACGAAUCCGACUCAAAUUCGUCGGGGCUCUUCGAUGAUUUGCAAUCAAAGCAGCUUCAAGCUCGGGCAGCAGUCGACAACUUGUUUGGUGGAGAGGAAACGCCGAAACCCUAUGUUCCUCCACUAAACCCAUCACCAACUCCUGCAAAUGGAGCCCCUCCGAAAGUUGACGUCCGAGCAGCAGCCGCUUCUGACAAAGCUAAUAUUCGUUUGACAGAUACCUCGCCGAGAGCCUCUGGAAAAAUCGUCGAUGAUUUUCUGAACAUGAAGUUUUCGGACAGUGUGAAAGCAGCUCCAAUCAUGCAGUCAGCCCCGUCAGUUGUGUCUGAAGCAAGUGCCAGUAGUUUGCCCAGUGAAGCACAGAGGCUCGAUUUGGACUACAAUCGUUUGAGGCAGGAACAUCGGAAGUUGAAAGAUCAGCAUGAGGUUCUACGCCACGAGCGCUUCCAACCAUUAACCAUUGAAGCCAGCAUCAAACGAAUGUUACAAGGGCAUGUCGUUCCUCUCGAUGGCUACAGAUCUCUUCGUGAUAAAACUCUGCUCCUGAAACAAGCAGUGGCGUCUCAUGACACUAAUACUAUAUUCAAAAUCAUAAUAUUCUUGGAGAGAACUCUGAAAGAAAACAUAUUUUUCAAAGUGAUGGAUGAGCAAAAAAGUGCAUGUAGAGUGUAUACGCGACAUCUUCAAAUUACCGGCGAAUGGGAAAAGAUGAACAAGUUUUUGAGAGGCGUCGGUCAGUAUCAACACGCAUCAGUCAUUGAGUUUGAAUCCACCAGAAAAUACAAAAAGAAUCCGGAUAAGCGAGUCCCACUGUUGAGAACAAUGUUACAUGGAAGUUUUUCGAUUCCUGAGAUGAAAUUUGAAGCGAGACAAGUGGAAACGUUAAUGAGAAACUAUGAGAUUCAGUUGCAAAUGGAGAAAAUGGAUGCUGGUGGAAAAGGAGAACAUUUUAGAAAGUUCCCAAAAACAUGCACUCUGAUCGGAUUACCUGCUUUAUCCACUCUGUACUACUCAGUCAUGUAUCAUUUUGACGAUGCUUCAACAUCAUCUGCUUCACUCCCUUCAGUACAAACAUUGAUCCGGUUCAACGAUCGUCUUGCCAUGCAAACCAUCGUUUCCGCGCUCACUCGGCAAAGUCGAUGGCCGGACAUAGACAAGUUACUUCAGCCCAAAACGAUAACGAUGACAUUCAGUGCAGCGAAAAGUGUGUUCAAAGGAAAGAAAACAACGAGCAAGUGGGGUGUCUCCAUAAACAAUCACAACUUGCUAACUAUUAUUCGCCGAUCUCAUCCUUCUCCGCCAACAGAUUUCAUAUAUCGAAUCCUAAAAGGCGAGAGUGAUGCACAAGAACGUCUCCGCUUGGCUCUGCUCUUCGAUGCUCCUGAAAUGGUGAUCGAGUGUAUGACACAAAAAGGAGACAGAGUGUCGUUGGCUUCUUAUGCGAAAUCGUUAAAACCAAACUCGGUAGAAUCAUUCAAAGCUGUCGCAGCACUCAACAAUCCGUCUAUUAAAUGGAAGUGA